Messenger RNA from Xylona heveae TC161, 753 nucleotides. RefSeq names its product oxidoreductase NAD-binding domain-containing protein. Gene Ontology annotation, molecular function: cytochrome-b5 reductase activity, acting on NAD(P)H. Lineage: Eukaryota; Fungi; Ascomycota; Xylonomycetes; Xylonales; Xylonaceae. The transcript has 3 exons. The record is from RefSeq and is a predicted model, not a curated record. Bases 1 to 753 code for a protein of 250 amino acids. Gene Ontology annotation, biological process: ergosterol biosynthetic process.
AUGGGCUUUCUGACUUUGCGCCUGGAGAGCUCCCAGCAAGUGAAUGACAACACAAAACGUCUUCGCUUCCAACUCCCAGACCCGAAUUCCAACGCUGGUCUGGGAUUGACUUCAUUCAUUCUGACAUUCCAUAAGCCCGCAAAUGGUUGGCUCCCAGUGAUUCGACCCUAUACCCCAAUUAAUAAUUUCGCUGAGCCUGGCUACAUUGAACUGCUGGUUAAGAAGUACCCUAAUGGGAGAGCAAGCUCCUAUCUGCAUUCUCUCAAGCCUGGCGACACGCUGAACAUUCGCGCUCCUAUGAAUGGCUUCAAAUGGACACCCAAUGAGUUUGAGUCGGUCAACCUCAUCGCAGGUGGCGCUGGCAUUACGCCCAUGUUUCAACUGAUUCAAGGAAUUCUGAAAAACCCCGAAGAUCGGACCAAUAUCAAGUUGAUAUUCGGCGUCAACUCGGACAAAGACCUAGUCCUGAAAGACGAAUUGGAUGCCUUCGAAAAAGGGUUUCCCGACCGUUUUAAGGUUGUCUACACGGUUUCAAAUCCUGCCGAGGGAUCGCCAUUCCGCGAGGGUAAAGUGACGAAGGAAUUGUUGCGGACAGAAUUGAUUGGCGCCAAAGAUGGCCAGGCGACGAAAAUUUUCCUCUGUGGACCUCCACCUAUGGAGGCCUCUAUACUCGGACAUAAGGGCUGGCUUUCGACUCAGAAGGGCGCUUUGGAGGAACUUGGUUACCCCUCAGGCAAGGUUCACAAGUUCUGA